AUGUUUCUCACUGUGUAUCUGCUGUCCCUAAUGGCAAACACCCUCAUCAUAUUCACUGUUGUGAUGGAGCCCACACUCCAGAUGCCCAUGUACAUUUUCUUAGGAAAUCUGUCCUUCCUGGAGAUCUGGUACACCACAGCCACAGUACCUAAACUGCUAGCCACCUGCCUGUCACAGGGUGUCACCAUCUCUUUGUCUGACUGUGUAACCCAGUACCACUUCUUUUUCUCCAUGGGAGCUACCGAGUGCAUCCUCCUGGCAGUGAUGGCCUAUGACUGGUACCUGGCCAUCUGCAAUCCUGUAAGAUACUCAGUGCUCGUGAGGAUCCCAGUGUGUCUGCAGUUCUCUGCUGGAUCUUGGAUUGGGGGCUUCAUUGCCCCUCUUCUAUCUACCAUACUUAUCUCUCAUCUGAACUUCUGUGGCCCCCAGAAGAUCAACCAUUUCUUUUGUGACUCAGACCCCAUCUAUAAACUCUCUUGCUCAGAUACAUUCUUGGUGGAGGCCUUGAGCUACACAUGUAGCUCUGUUGUGAUUCUCAGUUAUUUUCCUCUCACCAUGUCCUCCUAUGGACACAUUGUGGUCACAGUAAUCAGAAUGUCUUCCCAGGAAGCUUGGAGAAAAGCUUUCUCCACCUGUGCCUCCCACAUCACUGUGGUCACCAUCUAUUAUCGCACCAUCAUCUUUGCCUAUGUCUGUCCUCCAGCCAAGUACAACUUCACCAUUGGUAAAGUGGUCUCCAUGUUCUAG
This is a messenger RNA of Manis javanica (Malayan pangolin), 747 nucleotides long. RefSeq names its product olfactory receptor 5A2-like. Gene Ontology annotation, cellular component: membrane. The record is from RefSeq and is a predicted model, not a curated record. Gene Ontology annotation, molecular function: olfactory receptor activity. NCBI's taxonomy places the organism in Eukaryota, Metazoa, Chordata, Mammalia, Pholidota, Manidae. Gene Ontology annotation, biological process: G protein-coupled receptor signaling pathway.